CCCUCGGUUUGUCUGCUGGCCUGCUGUCACAUUGCUCCUUUGCUAACAACACUUAUGAAGCCACUUGCUGCUACCACCAAUGGGGCUCAUACUGCUGCUAAUGUAGCAUUUCACAAAGAAGCUUACCUGCUAACACUCAAAUUCAGCGUUUUGCUUUGUGGAGUAGCAAGUUAAUCUAGCAAAAUGAUACCAUCCUUCCUGCUGGUGUUCAGCAUGUCCAUUUCAAACCAGGUGCUGCCACUGUGUCAUCUAUGAAACCAUGGCAACUCUUCCUAAAAAUGUUGUGCUUCACAUUUAAUGAAGAUGUCAGUUGAUUUUGGUGGAAAGUCGACUCUGAAGGUGAGGAGGACUACUUUACAGACUCUGCUUCACGAUGGCGACAGGAGUAGCAGCAUGGCUCCCUUUUGCCAGAGCAGCAGCCAUUGGCUGGAUGCCUGUUGCCAACUGCCCCAUGCCAGUUGCACCAAUAGACAACAGUAAGAGACAGGAUGAGCUUAUCAUCCUCAAUGUCAGCGGCCGUCGUUUCCAGACCUGGAGAACCACUUUGGACCGCUACCCUGACACCCUGCUGGGCAGCUCUGAGAAAGACUUCUUUUACAAUGAGGAAAGCAAGGAGUACUUCUUUGACCGGGAUCCUGAUGCCUUCAGAAGCAUCCUCAAUUUCUACCGGACAGGGAAGCUCCACUACCCCCGCCACGAGUGUAUCUCCGCCUACGAUGAGGAGUUGACCUUCUUCGGCAUCAUCCCUGAGAUCAUCGGUGACUGCUGCUAUGAAGAGUACAAGGACAGAAAAAGGGAGAAUUUAGAGCGGCUGCAGGAUGAUCAGGAGGAGAACAAGGACCAAAAGCCGCCCAACAUGAACUUCAGGGAGACCAUGUGGCGGGCCUUUGAGAACCCCCACACUUCCACCAUGGCCCUGGUCUUUUACUAUGUCACUGGUUUCUUCAUCGCCAUCUCAGUCAUCACUAAUGUGGUGGAGACGGUGCCCUGUGGUUCCACCGCCAACCAGAAAGACAUGCCAUGUGGCGAGCGCUACACAGUGGCGUUCUUCUGCAUGGACACAGCCUGCGUCAUGAUAUUCACAGUGGAGUACCUGAUGCGCCUGUUUGCUGCACCUAGCCGUUACCGUUUCAUGCGUUCAGUGAUGAGCAUCAUCGAUGUGGUGGCCAUCUUGCCGUACUACAUUGGACUGGUCAUGACCAACAACGAGGACGUGAGUGGUGCUUUUGUGACGCUGCGUGUGUUUCGAGUGUUCCGCAUCUUCAAGUUCUCCCGUCACUCGCAAGGCCUGCGGAUCCUGGGUUAUACACUCAAGAGUUGUGCGUCAGAGCUUGGCUUCCUCCUCUUCUCGCUCACCAUGGCCAUCAUCAUCUUCGCCACGGUCAUGUUCUACGCAGAGAAGGGCUCCAGCUCCAGCAAGUUCACCAGCAUCCCAGCUUCCUUCUGGUACACUAUUGUCACCAUGACGACACUGGGAUACGGAGACAUGGUGCCAAAGACGAUUGCAGGGAAGAUCUUCGGCUCUAUCUGCUCCCUGAGCGGCGUGCUGGUGAUAGCUCUGCCCGUCCCCGUUAUCGUCUCCAACUUCAGUCGCAUCUACCACCAGAACCAGAGAGCAGACAAGCGGCGUGCUCAGAAGGUAAAUAAAGCCAGACUGGCCAGGAUAAGAAUAUCCAAGUCCGGCAGCGGCAACACCUUCCUCCAGAGCAAGCACAACGGACUGCUCAACGACCUGCUUGAGCUGACGGAUACAGAAGAGGAUGAGCAGAAGCUGAUUAAGUCCCUCUCUCUGUUAGAGAGCCAACACCACCAUCUACUGCAAUGUCUGGAGAAAACCACUGCUCAUGAGUUUGUGGAUGAACAGAUGUACGAGCAGAACUGUUUAGAAACCGCGCUACAGACCUACCCAUCCCGCAGCCCCUCUAUGUUGAGUCAUGACAGCACUGCGGGUACCUGCUGUGGCCACAUGGUAAAAAGAAACACUCCUCUGCCCAAUGCCAGCGUGCCGUCCACACACCAGGGCCCCCUGCAGGAGCUCAGUGCCAUCCACAUACAGUGUGGUGACCCACCAUCACACACCGCCAGUCGUUCGAACCUUAACCUGAAAACCGAUAACAGCGGCAGGAUCAAUUGCAAAGGCGGCCGGAUCACCACAGCCAUCAUCAGCCUUCCAACGCCCCCGGCUUUGACCCCUGAUGGCGAUGGCCUCCACAGGCCCCCACAGAGGAGGCCACCCCCACCCCCGGGUCACCCUGCAACGCCGAGCAUCCAGACCACAACAAGCUCAGCUGGCAUUAACAUCGUCAAAGUGUCUGCUCUGUGACUCUCUGGGUGACGGGUGGAAUCUCAGUUCAGCAGGAGGAAAGAAGGGAGGAAGGAGAGGAGGAGAAGGAGGCGAAGCAGGUUACACUACCUUUUUGGACACAUCGUGUCCCGUCUCAACAAGAAGAGUGCUGUUCUCCAGAGGAGUCACCAGAUGGUGUUUUAGAAAAAGCUGAUGGUGUGGAGAUUUUACUGAGGGUAGAGGAUUAUAGAUAUGUGAACCAGAGAAUCACGCACUCGUCAUGCCGUGUAUGUGCUGUAGAUACGGACAGAAUCGCUGCAUUUCUAAUAGUUUCUAACAGCAGUACAGAUGUUUUACAGCAAGUACUGUGGAAAAGAUUGACAGACAUUGUGCAAAUUAGCAUAUCCCUACAUCAGCAGAUGCCGUCCACAAAUUCACAGUAGAUAUGAAAGUGAAUUCACAGUGAAAUAGUGAAAAGAAUAUUUUGUUGACUUUAAAUUAGUUUGAAGAAAAGUGUUGACUGUGUUUCCUUAAAUUUGAUUGGUCUUGUUCGUGUUAUGUGUUGUUUGUCUUAAGUAUUUUGAGGAAAAAACAACUGAAAACAGUUUGUUUUCUUUACAGUAUCGUUUGAAAUGUCCCGGCAACCGAUGCUGCAAAUAUCGUAUCGCUGAAAUGUGAGUUUAAUGUGUGAAUCAGUGUGAAUGUUGUGAAUGUUUUUUAGUUGGAAAAUUGUCAAAGACUCAAACCAAACUGUGCUUUUUAGUUGCUUCAUGUUUAAAUUUCUGACUAGAGACUGACCUGACACUGUCUUCAUGACCUUAUAGGUUUUCAUAAUGAGGUGAGCAAAGUGAUUCAUCAACCCCCUCGAGCUGACCUCAUUAGGCACCAUUUGUUCCUACUGAAGAACUGUUUUUUUUAGGCUUGUUUGGGACUAUUUUCAGCCAUGGAUGAAUACAUUUUUAAAGUGACAGCAGCAGGACAGUGCAUAUGGGAAAAUAUGUUCGCUCUAAUGAAAAAAAUGUCAUCCAGAGCAACUGUGUAGCUCAUUGCUGUGUUUUUAAUGGAGCUGUUUGGCUCAUAGGAAUAAGCUAUAUCAGGCUUUGGCCACACAAAAAUACUUGUUAGUAGGAUCGAUUCAUUGCUCAUUUUGGUCUUUUCUUGGGAUUUGUGGACCAUAGGAAAAAUACAGAAUUUCACAAGUCUUAUCCCUUAAAGUAAUGACCUCCAUACAGUAUUUUCACUAUGGGUAAAUUAUCCUGUUUAUAUAAAUGUGAUUGGUGCUUUUUGUCCUGUGGAAUAAUUAAAAGCUGAAAACUGUUAUGUUGCCUCCACUCGCCGAGUAUUGUAGGCUGAGACGGAAAAAAUACAAAAACGAUAAUGUGUGCAUUCAUCAUGAGCAUCUAUGGGGAUUUUAGCACCACUGUCGUAUCAAACAACCACUUAGAACAUUACAGCGAUGGGGCCAAUUCAUGUUCAGUACAGCAUGGUCAAAUUAAAAAUGAAAUCGGAGUCAACAAGGGUAAAAUAUGCAAAUAUAGAAAUGGUUUGGGGGCAUCCAGUCACUCUUGUUUUUUCUGGAAAACUUAUUUUGUCAUUUCCUCUAACUCCUGUCUUUUUUCUUAGUUUCUCUGCUUUGUUACAGAAACUUUUAUGUCUUGAGUUGAACAAUAAACAGGAGUUAUUUCACAGCUGUCCAUGAGCUGGCUGUAAGUUGAAAAUAUGUUUUCCCUUUGAAACAAUUAUGACAGGUGUCUGACAGCCAAACACACAUUUUAAAUGUAUUUUAAACCUUUACAUUUGUAAAGAAUGUUCAGAGAUCACACAAUAGGAAUACACUACUCUGACAGAGUCAAGGUCCUCCUGAAUAAUCUCAAAGAUGGUCACAAGAUGGCAGCAAAGAUGCAUUCUGACAAUGAAUUAAAUAACAUCCCUCUGGUUAAUGGCCUUACUCCUCCAUUAAUGUAUUAUUUAUAUACCGGCUGCACAUUGUUACUCAUUUGAAGUUGAUAGACGCCUGGUGUUUGGAAUAGUUUGUGACUACUUGCCAAGUGUGUUAUCUGUAUUUUAAAAAAAACUGUGUUUAUUUGUCUUUUAGUUUGUUGGUUUUGCUUAAGUGGAAACUAUGAUUUAACUUCAUGUGUUCUUCGAUAAUGAAGUACCAAGUGACAUUGUUUUUUGCUGUAUCUGUUUAUUUUGUGUUGCAUUUCUAUAUUUUGUCAUGUUCCUUAUGCUGCUAAUAUUAAAAAAAAUAUAUAUCACAAGAUAAUUUUUUAAUUUUAGAUAAUUUUCCUUCUUAUUGUUAAUGCAGAAAAUAAUGAAUGUCCGCUCAGCCUUGGUGUUCAUAACUUGGAUCUUACCACGGAUCCAGUAUCCUCACAUUAGGGCUUUUUUUGCAGUAUCAUAGAUCACCAUCAUGCUUCAAAAACAGAAACACCCGCGUGACUACUGUAUGAUGAUUACUUGUUGUCAUUACAGUAUUUGACGGACUUGAUUCAAAAGGCAUUGUGGGGGUCACUUUUUUAAAAGUCUUGGCGUUGCUGUUUGUGUUGUUUCUUAUCUUUUUAUCCUUUUGAACUGAGCUCUUCUGUCUGUUUGCUGUGUUUACAGUAUGCUGUCAGUUUAUUUGUAUGUUAGAUAAGUGUCAGAUAAAAAUAUUAAUCUGUCACAACAAUCAAGUGUCGUCCUUCUCGGUCCUGUCACCAACUUGGAAAUAUUUGAAAUAUAUAUUUAUCUUCAGUUA
Micropterus dolomieu (smallmouth bass) is the source of this 5024-nucleotide messenger RNA. Its product is annotated as potassium voltage-gated channel subfamily D member 3-like. Gene Ontology annotation, cellular component: voltage-gated potassium channel complex; membrane; neuronal cell body. Gene Ontology annotation, biological process: potassium ion export across plasma membrane; protein homooligomerization. Gene Ontology annotation, molecular function: protein binding; A-type (transient outward) potassium channel activity. The record is from RefSeq and is a predicted model, not a curated record. Bases 374 to 2323 code for a protein of 649 amino acids. The transcript has 7 exons. Lineage: Eukaryota; Metazoa; Chordata; Actinopteri; Centrarchiformes; Centrarchidae.